This is a messenger RNA of Aspergillus homomorphus CBS 101889, 1058 nucleotides long. RefSeq names its product ureidoglycolate hydrolase. Gene Ontology annotation, molecular function: ureidoglycolate lyase activity; ureidoglycolate hydrolase activity. The record is from RefSeq and is a predicted model, not a curated record. The transcript has a single exon. Bases 177 to 959 code for a protein of 260 amino acids. Gene Ontology annotation, biological process: allantoin catabolic process. Lineage: Eukaryota; Fungi; Ascomycota; Eurotiomycetes; Eurotiales; Aspergillaceae.
UGUCAAUUGACCGCAAACGAUCUCUGCUAUCGGCCUAUUCCGACGGCGACCCCACUGCUGAUAAGAACGGCGACUGCCGAUAUCAGCUACUCCGCCAUACUACUUAUACACGAUCUCUCUUUCCCAUUCCACCACCACCACGAAUAUCAUCAUCAGUAUUCUCAAUCACUAUCAUAAUGCCUCCACCAACUCUCUCAUCCCCCACUCCGCACCUCACCCUCACCCCAGAACCCCUCACCCCAGCGGCCUUCUCCCCCUUCGGCACAGCAAUCACCUCACAACUCCCCCGCACCACCACGACGCCCCCACCACCCUCAACCCUCCAAGCGCUGCACCCGAUCCCCGUCCUCGCGAACCAGAACUCCGCCCUGAAGUUCAGUCCGAUCUCCCCCCUCGAUGACAACUACGCAGCCUGUCCCAGCGGCCGCGCCUCCGCCGCCCGCAUGACCAUGUUCUCCUGCUUCCCGCGCACCCUGCGCGCCUCCCCCCGCAGCAGCCACAGAGCCGUCUUCGACGUCCGCAUCCUCGAGCGCCACCCCUUCACCACCCAGACCUUCUCCCCGCUCGAUCUGUCAAGCCAACAGACUACCGGCGCGCAGAACGUUCCGGAACCCUACUAUCUGGUGAUUGUGGCGCCCUCGCUAAAGGGCUCGACGGCGCGAGCCACCACCGCCGCAGGGGAGGUCGUCUUCGUCGCGGACCCGCCGGAUUUGAGUCGCGUGAAAGCGUUUGUUGCCCGCGGCGGCCAGGCUGUUACGUACGGCCCGGGCACGUGGCAUGCGCCUAUGGUCGUCGUCGGGGAUAGGCGCGUGGACUUUUUGGUCGUGCAGUUUGUCAAUGGGGUUGACUCUGAGGAUUGUCAGGAGGUUGUGUUUGGGGAGGGUCUUGCGGUUGAGGUGGAUCGGCGGGUCGAUGGGUGCGGGGAUGGGGAGAGUAAGGGCGUGAAGGCGAGGCUUUAGAGGAAGAUUUACGCGGGGGUGGGUUGCGGUUAUGAUGGAAUAUGUGGGAAAAAGUAUUGUACAUAGCUAUUGAACCGAAAUAAUCUGGGGGUGGUGGGG